UUUCUAGGCGGACAUGUUUAUUGUUGACGUUGCUUUUGUGGCUUGAACUCGAUGGACGGUCGCAAAAGCUUCAUGCUAAGCUCAUCGGGAUCGAUACAGACACAUCCCCUCAUCAUUGCUCAAGAGAAAGGCUGGGGAGCACAAGAGUGAGCGACAGCAUUAAUGGUGCAUGAAUACUGCACUUCAACCAGUCGUAGAUGGCCUCCGCCACACCACGGCUCAACAGCUGGCCAUCAGCGGCUAUUGUUUUGCAACCGUUAGUCUUACCGAGCAUCGCCGUAAUGUGACCCAGGAGCGUCUCUCCCACGACGAUCCAGAGGGUCUGGGCACGCAGCCUUGUAGGCUGAGGCAAGACUUUUCUCUGUUUGUUGUCUCGCCUUCCCCCGUACUAUUGACCCUCAGAAACGCCGGCCGAGUUCCCUGCGGUGGAAGUCAAGUCUGUCAAGACAUGAGAACAGUGCAUGAUAACUCAGAAGUUCUUCCAGGAUCAAAGGUACUUCCUGGUCAAUGAGCCAUGAAUUGCAACUGCAGGCAUUAUCACAGAUGGCCCAGGAGGUAAUCAGGCUGGGGUCCCCGACUUUUGGCCUUGCUUAGGCUAGUCCGGACUUCGCAUUAACCAGCAGCGCGCUCCCCUUCUUCACACAAUCUCCCUCAACCCCACAAACAAUAUGCAAACGUGCAUUGCCGCUCGAUGGAAUGGAACGACGGGGCCACCCUCUCCGAACUAGACUGAUUCGAGAAGUCGGAUAGCCACAGGCUCAUAGCCUUGGUUGAUCGAGGAUGCUUGUUCUCGCCAAGCUCACGAUAUUAUCAUGGGAUGUCUUUACCAUCCCCUAUCUCCUAUAUCAAUCUCACGGACUCCUCUAGGCCCGGAUUUUCCGGCUGGGCAUUCGGUUGGGAAUAUCAUACCAAACGUGCUAAAAAUGUCCUCACCUUGGAGAGUUCCAUCGGCUCGGAUCAUGACUCCUCACUCAGGGUAGGAUUCAAACCUUACGGAGUUGGGUAGCUGUUUUUAGUGCGAAGUGCGUUGAAGCUUUCCACGACCCUGGUUCGGUACUCAAGAUCGAAGGAAAUGCCUCAUUGAUGUGGAACGUCAUGGGUGCCGAUCUAAGUCCUUUGAUUUCACUUUGCCAGCGUUUGUGAUAGGCCAUAGGCGUCAAAUCGAGGUAGCAAACAGGCAAAAGGUAAACGGUCUUGUGCUAUGAUCCUCCAGCCUCCUGGGUCGAAACAGACCCUUCGCCCCGCGUCUCACUUUCAAACAAACUGGUGUUUGGACACCAUCAUCCUGCUCUCAGACCGCAUGCAACACGUUCGGCAGUACGGGUGAGCCACUCUGCCACCCGAGAAUGGAUAGACUUUUCCAAUACGACUGUGCCUCACAAAGACUUAGCACAGAAGCAUACAAUCCUCAACGUCGUCGUCGUCAUGCGUCCGAUGAACGACGACGUUGGUCCGCCUGAAGCUUGAACAAGCCAAAGGGGCUGGUAAACCGUAAUUGCAAACCUACAAGAUUUAAGGUUAAGAUCUGGUCCGAAAUGAGGAUAGGCCUGCCGGCUACGGGCUUAUCGGCUCCAUCAGCCCCAUUUACAAGGAAACACCGCUAAUACAAAGGCUAGCUUUGUCGAUGAAUUGACAGUGCUAAGA
Messenger RNA from Fusarium odoratissimum NRRL 54006, 1644 nucleotides. RefSeq lists its product as uncharacterized. Lineage: Eukaryota; Fungi; Ascomycota; Sordariomycetes; Hypocreales; Nectriaceae. Bases 170 to 511 code for a protein of 113 amino acids. The record is from RefSeq and is a predicted model, not a curated record. The transcript has a single exon.